Durusdinium trenchii is the source of this 934-nucleotide messenger RNA. Lineage: Eukaryota; Dinophyceae; Suessiales; Symbiodiniaceae. The record is from the annotation of a GenBank genome assembly.
UGUGCCAUCUACUCUGAAACCACUGUAGAUGUUUGGAGGCUUCUCAGUUCGAAGAACUUUCAGGCUUGUGGGCACAGGGUGAUGUAUGCGGCCACCUCGCCUCAAGAUCACACAUGGACAUUUUUUGGACUUCAAUCGCUUACAUAUUUACCCAGACACAUGCAGAUCUACUUUAUGCUCCUUCUGUACGGCUCAAGUUCAGUUUAAAGCUGCGGCAAUCGAACUAACGCCAUGGAGUUGCGGCGAAGCCAGGCAUCCAUCCUCAGCGGCAUCGUGCUUUGUGCAUUGGUGUCGUUGAGUUUUCAGGCAUUCGUUCAUGUGGUUCAGCCGCGGAGUGUGCCGAAGACAGCCAUGAGGGUCAAGGUCUUCGACUUCCCCUUCCUCAACAACCAGCCAGAGCAGGACCCAGAUGAGGCCGGCACGCGAGCUGCACGGCAACCAGAAGAUAGUAGCCGUGUGGUGGAAGUGAACAUGCCCUUGGGCAUUGAGUUUGAGGAGCGUGAAGGAGGUGACAUCUACAUCAAAUCUGUGGACAAGUCCAGCGAUGCAUAUGCCCAAGGAGUGCGGAGUGGAGCUCAGUUAGUGAUGAUCAGCGCCACAUUCGGAGAUGAAAUGUGGAGCACUCGGGGUGUGGGUCUAAAACAGUUUAUCACAGUGGUGAACUCUCGCUUCGGCGGUACCACCAAGCUUGCCUUGGAGAAAGAAGACCAGAACGUCAUCCAAGCCUUCAUGGAGGCCUUUGCACCUGCUCCCGCUCCUCAAAUGGACGAGAAAAAGCAAAACGACUUAGAGAAGAUCUUCGACGAGGAGGAGGAAAAGCUCAAGAACGGCCCUGGGAUGUGGAAUCCCUUCCGAUGAGCAGACAGUCGUUGGUUUUCCCGCCAUGUUCCCGGACAGUUCACCUCAUUUUCGGCGCGACGCGCCCGCAAGACAA